This is a messenger RNA of Osmerus eperlanus (European smelt), 2278 nucleotides long. It is a transcript of the gene kics2, whose product is annotated as KICSTOR subunit 2. Bases 351 to 1868 code for a protein of 505 amino acids. The record is from RefSeq and is a predicted model, not a curated record. Lineage: Eukaryota; Metazoa; Chordata; Actinopteri; Osmeriformes; Osmeridae. Gene Ontology annotation, biological process: negative regulation of TORC1 signaling; protein localization to lysosome; cellular response to amino acid starvation. The transcript has 4 exons. Gene Ontology annotation, cellular component: KICSTOR complex.
AGAUAUCGCCUAUGAUAAAAUUAACAGUCCCUGAAAUGUUUGCGAUUCGAAAACUAUAAAUAGACAGCCACCUAGAGUUACUUAUUGUGCAUAUCUGUGACCCGUGUCUUGUAGAUUUUUGCAUUAUGAUUAUGCUCAUGUAGUGAAUUAUUUUGUUUAAACAAAUAAUUAGCAGUAAUUGAUUUAUCAGCAUCGAUCAGUCGGUUUGAACUUUGUCGUUUCUUGUAAUGUACACGUUUACCAGGACAUAAGUGUUCCAAAACGUCUUGUUAGUUUGUGAUAUGCUGAUUUAAGAUGAGAUUUAGAUACAAAAUGGGAUUUAGUUCGACUAAACUGUUUUAGAAUAGAAAAUGGUUCAAUUGAUCAAAUGUGUCGUAAAGGAAGGCAAUAAUUUUGUUUUAUUUAUUUUGUGUGCGAACCAUAUACUUACAGAGGAACUUUUUGGUGGAAAGAUCGUUUGGUCCCCACUCCCCAACAUGGCUUUUGCAUCACAAGGCGUUGCAAUGGCACAUCUUAAUUUGAUAAAUAUUCUCCUUAAAGUGGAGCUGCAGCCGGUGCCGCGCGAACGGGCGAUUCUGGAAAGUUUCUUCACGCAGCUCGGCAUGUUCUCUUUUGACCGUGCUAAGGACUACGUAGAGAAGGAGAAGGACAACAGUAAGAGUGCAGGGGCUAUCUGGGCAGCUCUGCUCGCAGCCCUCGCCCACUUGGCUGUGGCGGAGAAGGCCUACCACAACAUGACAUUCCUCGGACAAAAGCUGGGCGGGCAAUCGUUUUUCAGUCGUAAAGACUCCAUCCGUACCAUCUACACGUCUCUCUACAACGAGCUUAGGAAGGUGGUGACCACAGGGCGCCACGCCCAGCCUGGUAUAGCCCCCUACUUAGAAGACCUGCCAUCACAUCUGUCAGAGCAGCUGUGCCACUUUUCUCAGGCACGCAUGGAGAUGGCAGACCUGUAUGAGAAGAUGCACUCGCUGGGCAGCCAGAAGAACAUUAACUCAGAGGAACUUGUUACAGCCCUGGAGGUGGUACUUCAGAAGUACAGUUCCAGGUUCCACCACCCGAUCCUGGGUCGCUUGGAUGGGGGCUUCCAGACGGAGGUAGAUGUGGUGACCCAGCUACUGCGCUGCCAGGCCCAGGUGUCCGAGUGGCACUUUCUGCCUGCCUUACUCAGCCUGCACGGGGCCAGCACCAAGCUAACUGCCUGGGGGCAGCUCUUCCAGCGCCAGAAAGAGACCCGCAAGCAUCUGUUUGGGGGCCAGUCUCAGAAGGCCGUGCAGCCUCCCCACCUGUACCUGUGGCUGCAGCGUCUGCAGGUGGCUCUGCUGGCCAAGUUCAGCUUCUACUUCCAUGAGGCGCUGAGCCGCCAGGCUGCCCCUGUCGACAUGAGGGCAGCCACCGCCCGCACCACCCCCGACUACCACGGCAAGAUCUGCUCCUUCAUCCGCAAGCACGACGCCAACAACGUGUCGUUGGUGUUCGACAACCGCGGCUCGGACAGCUUCCAGGGCCACGGCUACCACCACCCACACUCGUACCGCGAGGCGCCCAAGGGGGUGGAGCAGUUCCCCGCCGUGGUGUCGCUGCCCUCCGGGGAGCGGCCUCUCACCCACUGGCCCAACGUCAUCAUGAUGAUGGGUGACCGUGCCGGCGAGCUCAACACACUGGACAAGGUGGUUCACUUCUACGACGACAAGGUCCAGAGCACCUACUACCUGACCAGGCCUGAACCCCACUUCACCCUGGUGGUCAUCUUCGAUGGCAGGAAGUCUGAGAAGGACUCUCACAUCACGGCCUUCCUACAGGAGAUCUCAGGCUCGCUGAGGAACUCCAAACCCUUCAGCACCCUCAAACCUGGCUCCAAGGGCUGAGCUGUACCCUAGCCUGCAGGACCAGUUAGCAGAGAUGCUUUCAACCACUAACCUCCGCUUGAGUAUUUCAUUGCCAUUUAAUUUUAACUUUAAUUUUGUUUUAAAGAUUUCCAUGGUCCAACUGUCUUGUUUGUUAAGCAUCAGGCUUCACAUUCUUUCUUUUGCCAAAUCAGUUCCUGGCCAAAGAGAAGCUUCACCUUUUGAAUGUGGCCUCUUCUCUCUGAGGACUAUUCUGGAACACUGUCUCUCAGAUUCUAACCCUGUCUUGGAUAUGCUGCUGUAUGCAACUCAUGUUGUUUAAUAUUUAAUGUGUAUAUAAUGUUUACCGUUUUAGGAAGAGCACUUUUAGUUAUGAAUUGAAUUAUGAAGUGUUGUGCUGUCAGUAAAAUAAACUGUUCAGCAGAUUGUCA